AUGUACGUUUCUCAGGCUGCUUCCAAAGAUCUGAACAUGCCGUUUCCGAUGGGGCCUUUCAAGCAGGGGAAAGAUGAAGCCGCUGUCAAUCAUCAUCACCACCACCACCACCAGCAGAUGGCCACCGGCUUGCUAAGGUAUCGCUCAGCCCCGAGCACUUUGCUCGGUGAAAUGUGCGAGGACCUGCUUCCUCAUCGAUCAUCGAGUCCGGAGACGGACUCCAUGCUCGCCAGAUUCAUGUCUCCUGAAAUCCGCGAGCAUAUGGAGGAGAAACCUUCAGCUGCCCCCACGGAGCAAAGAAACUCCCAGUAUAUGGCUGCGAUUGAUCAUGAGGCGCUGGAGGCUUUCAACCAGCCGAGUGGGGGAUUUCCAUCUUCUACUUCUCAGUUGUAUAACGCGCAGCAGCCGCCGCAGAUUCCUCCUAGACACAGCUCCUCGGCGGCCGCCGCCGCGGAGAGUUCCUAUCGGGUGGUGAGCUCCAUGGCGAUGGACGACGAACAGGGAAAGAGCGGCGCGAGCAACUCCAAUCUAAUCCGGCACAGCAGCUCUCCCGCGGGUCUUUUCUCUCACCUGAGCGUUGAAAACGGUAAAUCUCCUCUCCUUCAUUAAACUAGCUUAAAACUCCACGCCCAUCGAUUGUAGGAGUUGAGCACUAUUUCCCAUUGGAAUCCGAUAGCUGUUGCAGUACAGCAGCUGCUGAAUCGUCUCUCCGAUGUCAGUACUCCGUGAUUUGGUCGAAGACUACCUCCUUAUCAGGGAAAGAACCGAUUCGACUGGAGGAAAUUAUUCUUUAAUAUGGGAAAUAAGCUUAUUGUUGCAUUUCCCGUUCACUAAUUCCUGCAUGUGGGACGCUCUCUCUUUGCCAGGUUAUGAUUCGAUGAGGAGCAUGGGUGGAUUCAGACUUGGGAGCGAUUCAACCGGGGAGGCAGCUCUAGCCGGCAGCAGGUUAAAGGGUCAGAUCAGCUUCUCGGCGAGGCCAUCUUCCACAUCGGCUUUGAUGUCACAGAUUUCAGAGAUGGGGCGGGAAAGCUUGGGGGGUAACAGCCCCGACGACGGAGGCCUGCGCCACGGCAAUGGCAGCAGUCGCCACUACAUCCCAGGCUUUCCCGUCACAUCUUGGGAGGAUCCUUCUCUUCUCUCUCAUGGCUUCGCCGGACUAAAGAGACCCAGGGAUUCGUCGGAACCGCAGGUAGCCAGCUUGUACCGCUCUCUUCAUCUGCCCUCAUCGAUGGAUUCUGGUGUUCUUAGAUCUACGUUCUGAGUAUCUGUCCUUGGGCUGCUAGAAUGGGGACGUCAGAAACCCUUUCCCGAGUUUGAGCCACCACUUCAGCUUGCCCAAGACCUCGUCGGAGAUGGCCGCCAUCCUCCAAUUCCAGGACGCCGUCCCCUGCAAGAUCCGAGCUAAAAGAGGUUGCGCCACUCACCCACGGAGCAUCGCGGAGAGGGUAACCAAUCCUCCGACACCCCCGCUGUCUCUGAGUUACCCUUGUUGUUCCGUGCAUCAAUUCCUCGUCAAAAAACUGUUGCAGGUGAGGAGAACGCGGAUAAGCGAGCGAAUGAGGAAGCUCCAAGAGCUCGUCCCCAACAUGGAUAAGGUAGUCAAUAACGUAGAAACAGCGAUCGAGAACACGACCCUAUAGAUUCCCCGACGGCGGCUUCUCUAAUUCACAAUUUGCACUUGGCAGCAAACGAACACGGCCGACAUGCUGGAUCUGGCUGUGGAUUACAUCAAGGAUCUCCAGAAACAGGUCAAGGUAGUCGACUGCAGAACUCAGGCUCCCGUGUGAAGCCUUUAUCGCCGGGCCUUGCCUAACUUUCCUUGUACUUGUCUUCUGCAAUGCAGGGCUUAUCCGAGAGCAGGGCCAACUGCGCCUGCUCCAGCAAGCAGAAACCCUAG
Spirodela intermedia is the source of this 1897-nucleotide messenger RNA. The record is from the annotation of a GenBank genome assembly. Lineage: Eukaryota; Viridiplantae; Streptophyta; Magnoliopsida; Alismatales; Araceae.